This is a messenger RNA of Physeter macrocephalus (sperm whale), 1624 nucleotides long. RefSeq names its product DNA repair-scaffolding protein-like. Gene Ontology annotation, cellular component: nuclear chromosome; nucleoplasm. The transcript has 3 exons. Gene Ontology annotation, biological process: double-strand break repair via homologous recombination; regulation of establishment of protein localization to chromosome. NCBI's taxonomy places the organism in Eukaryota, Metazoa, Chordata, Mammalia, Artiodactyla, Physeteridae. The annotation marks the transcript as partial. The record is from RefSeq and is a predicted model, not a curated record.
CCAAACCACAGGGGCGCCUUCUCCUGUGGGGACUGCUCCCGCGUGGUCGCCUCUCCCCUCCUCAGAAGGCACCUGCAGGUCUUCCUGGACUGCCCCUCGCGACCCCAGUGCACAGUGAGGGUCAAGCUGCUGCAACACAGUAUCUCUUCGCUCCUGAGGUUUGCCGCCUGCGAGGACGGGAGUUACGAGGUGAGGAGUGUCCUCGGAAAGCAGGUGGGGCCGAUAACCUGUUUCGUCCGGUCCAUCACCACCCUCCCGGCCAGCUGCGUGGGACUGGAGGAGGUGGAACUCCUGAGCGAGGGGGGAGCGUCUUCAGCACACCGGCGGCCGCCGCAGGAUCCGUGAACUUUACAAAGUGGCUGCGACUGGUGGUGGUUCGGUAGUUAUUUGUUAACUCUAGGCAGAGUGAAUGUACUGUAUGAUCUUGAAGUGGAGCUUCGACUGGGGCAAAUGUUAGUAAAAGGGCUUUGUAAACUGUAAAUCAAAGUACUUCUUUCUGCGAUGAUACAUGUAUUUUUAUUGCCUUUCUGCAAAUUUAGGAACACGAUAAGAGCUUAAAUAAGCUUGAGGUUUUCAUUUUGUAUGUACCUUAGACAAUAAUAUAGUAGAAAAAGUUAUUUUGUUCUACUGUAAUUCUAAAGUGUUCAACUUUUACAGUGAUUCAACGUGUUUUUCUUAUAUUUCUUUUAACAUUUCCCCAAAGAAUUACCCUGCCGAGUGUAAACCUUUGUCCUCUAUUGUCGUAUUACUGCUCUGCACAGUGUCCAGCUUAAGCGCUCUGCAGUUCAGUAUUUUUUGGAAGAUGUUCUGGGGAACUAUGUCAGAGGUAAAACUGUUUCCCAUAAAGUAGAGAUAAAGUGACUGGCCUGAUGAUAGCUCCUUACGGAGCGAUUGACAUGUCUGGUUAGUCCUGCCGGGCACUGCGCAGGAUUACGCCGCCGCAGGAGAGCUGGGUAAUCGUUCACCUUGUUGGCAGAGAUCUGAGUUAAAAGUAAAACCAUGGAUUAAUUAUCUCUGGACACUGAAGAUUUUGCGUUUCCUCCCUUACGACAGUAUAAUCAUGACAGGCCACGGUUAACUAAUUACAUAAUAUAGACGUAGCAGCCAAAACCAGGGAAGGCUGCCUAGUACCCACUCUCAUGGGGGAAAGGCAACGGCUUUAUUUAUUCGUCCAGAUUAAGCUUUGAAACAUUACCAGUACCGGCAAGGAAGCCGAUUUUAAGUCGCUUUGUGACCGUCCUUUCCUUUCCUUUCCAUCUCCUAUAUGACUUCUGUACUUUAUGCACUUUGAAAAUCUACUUGAAGCUGUCUACAGGACUGAGGAAAGUGAAAGCAAAUCCCAUGAAAGCCAAGAUGAGUGGGACUGGUUUUUGGAUAACCUGAGCCCUCCUCUCCCUGCCCCCGACUCGAGGUGGAACCCGCUCCGGCCGGUUCCCGACACGUUCCCGGGGCGCCUUCCACCCGAGCGGGUCUCGCUCGGCAAGUUAACCGGCACGUCCGCAGGUGGAGUUUGGCCUGUUGGAGAAGCAAAGCGACGGUCUUCCAGGAACCCGGCCCCGGGGCACACACCAGCCAGACGCGCCCUCCCCGGCCAGUCCGGAGGGCCGCGAGCGCAGGAAUCAAG